GCAUUAAUUUUUCUUCUUUCCUUGUUUUUUUUGGGAGAGGAAAAUUAAGCACAAUUCACCGAGCCGAAAACGACGGCAAAAGUUGCAGUUUAUCCCGGUUUCCGGUUUUUAGCGGUUUUCGUCGGGUUCAACCUGUUUCUAUUUGACACUCGAUCGGCGUUUUUGCUGGUUCAACCGGUCGGACCGACCCCAAUUUGAACACGUGCUCCAAGCAGCAGCUGCUGCUGUUUCUUCUUCAAAUUUUAGAUAUUUUCUCUUUACAUUUCUGUUCAUAAUCGGCGGCAGUUAAUAUGCUCUCAGGUCUCUCUCUUUCUCUCUCAAUAAUAAGUGUGUGAUUGCAUGAUUGAGCAUUGUGUGAUGUAUGAACAUUUACGGGACCUGUGCAUUCCGCACAUCAGGUGUUUGUGAAAACUCCUGAUAGAAAGAUGCAGCAAUUCGCAACCUUUUUCUUUUGAUACCCACCUUACGAUCUCUGAUGUAUUGUUCUGUAGCUUUGAGGUAUUCUGCAAAUUUGAUGUUCUCUCUUUCUAAGGUGGCAAUGUGGGAGUACAGCUUUUGCCUGAAGUGUCUACUAUGCAUAAACGUCCAGUGGAACAUAAAAUUGACCCACCAAGCACGCCGCCAAUCUGCAGGUCUCUCAUGGACGGAAAUCCGUUUUUCCAAUAUCCCAGUCCUCCAAAAGAUGAAAGUAACAUGUACGCUGCAUCACUCAGAAAGUGUUUCUGCUGCUCAACAGGAACACAAUAAGAUUAGACCUUCAGUUAAAAUGUGUGGAAUCACAUCAGCUAGAGAUGCUGCUAUGGCAGCAGAAGCUGGUGCAAAUCUUAUUGGGAUGAUUAUUUGGCCCAACUCAAAAAGGUCUGUUUCGCUUUCUGUUGCCAAGGAGAUUUCGAGAGUGGCAAGGGAACAUGGAGCUGAGCCUGUUGGGGUAUUCGUCGAUGAUGAUGCGGAAACUAUACUAAGAGCUUCAGAGAAAGCAGAACUUGGAUAUGUGCAGCUUCAUGGAAAUGGUUCUAGGGAUGCUUUUCAAACCGUAGUCAAACAAAACAAAGUAAUAUAUGUUCUUCAUGCAAAAGAAGAUGGUGAACUUUUGAAUUCAAUUUCUGAUGAAGAAUGCUCUCAAGUUGAUUGGAUUCUUGUUGACAGUGCUAAAGGCGGCAGUGGGAAAGGGUUUGAUUGGUCCAGGUUCAGAUUUCCCUCUAUUAGGAGCAGACAAGGAUGGCUGUUAGCAGGAGGCAUUAAGCCUGAUAAUGUAUUUGAAGCUCUUUCGACCCUAAGGCCGACUGGCGUUGAUGUUAGCAGCGGCAUUUGUGCUCCAGAUGGAAUUCAAAAGGAUAAAUCGCGAAUAUUGUCCUUUAUGGAGACAGUGAACUCUGUGCAUUAUUGAGUGAUGGAUCUUCUGAAACCAUGACUUCCAAUGUCUGUAUUCAAGUGUUGUUUCUGGAAGUAUCCUCAUUUUUACUCAUCUGAAGCUUUAAUUCUCCAUAACCAUAACACUUCAUUCUUCUUGUAAUGGAAGGAGAAAUCUGCUAUUUUUACUAAUUAACUAACUGAAUGCCCUGCAGUAAUACUAGUAUAUACUUCCAUCUUCA
This is a messenger RNA of Salvia miltiorrhiza (redroot sage), 1592 nucleotides long. Its product is annotated as N-(5'-phosphoribosyl)anthranilate isomerase 1, chloroplastic-like. Lineage: Eukaryota; Viridiplantae; Streptophyta; Magnoliopsida; Lamiales; Lamiaceae. The record is from RefSeq and is a predicted model, not a curated record. The coding region runs from base 476 to 1387 and encodes 303 amino acids. Gene Ontology annotation, biological process: L-tryptophan biosynthetic process. The transcript has 4 exons. Gene Ontology annotation, molecular function: phosphoribosylanthranilate isomerase activity.